AUCUUACUUACUGGCCAUGUCGCGAGUUACAGAUUUUUCUAAACGCCAGGAGAGAAUGAGGGAGAUAAGCGAACGGAAUAAAGAGAAGGAGAGAAUGAGGGAGAGGGAGAGAGAGGCGAGAGAGAGGGAGGCUCGCUACAGUAACGGACAUCUCUUCACUUCCCUCACUGUCUCUGGAACGACACUCUGCACCGCCUGUAACAGGAGCAUCACAGCUAAAGAGGCCCUCAGCUGCCCAACCUGUAAUGUCACCAUCCAUAACCGCUGCAGAGACACAAUCCCCAACUGUGUUAAGAUGAAGCAAAGGCAGCAGAAGCUGGCACUGAUGAGGAGCAGCACGGCCUACCAGAGCGUCACACUACGCAAUAAGACUCAUUUAAAGGAGAGGCCCAGUUCAGCCAUCUACCCCUCAGACAGUCUUCGUCAGUCACUACUGGGUUCCCGCCGUGGACGUUCCUCCCUCUUGCUCUCCAAGAGCGUCUCCACCAAUAACAUUGCCGGGAAUCUGAAUGAUGACUCUCCUUUGGGACUGCGCAGGAUCUUAUCUCAAUCCACAGACUCACUCAACUUCAAGAGCAGGACCAUGUCCAUGGAGUCUCUCAAUGAUGAAGGGGAUGUGUAUUUCGCCUCAAUGCUUGACGAACUGGCGGCUGAGGGGCGUGACUUUGAGGCUGAUUCGUGGAGCAUGGCAGUAGACUCCGCCUAUCUACAGACACACCGCAAGGAUGUCAUCAAGAGACAGGAUGUGAUAUAUGAGCUGAUUCAGACAGAGCUGCACCACGUGCGCACGCUGAGGAUCAUGGACGGGGUGUUUCGGCGUGGCAUGCUGGAGGAGGUGCAGUUAGAGGCAGGAGUGGUGCACGCACUCUUCCCCUGCCUAGAGCGACUUCUGACCAUCCAUACGCGCUUCCUCUCUCAGCUCCUCACACGCCGAAACUACAGCCUGCAGCCUGAAAGCACACACAACUUUACUAUACACCAGCUCUCUGACAUACUGCUCCAACAGUUCUCAGGUCACAGUGCUGAUGAGAUGAGGAAGGUCUAUGCUGAGUUCUGCAGUCGUCAUCUGAAGGCUGUCAAACUAUACAAAGAGCUACUUGCCAGAGACAAGAGACUUCAAUACUUUAUACGGAAGGUGAGUAGGGGUCCUCUGCUACGUCGUCAUGGUUUCCAGGAGUGUAUAUUGUUGGUCACCCAGCGCAUCACAAAGUACCCUGUCCUGGUCCAACGUAUCCUUGACAACACCAAAGACAGUCCAGAGGAGGAGGCAGGCCUGACCCAGGCUCUGGGUUCGAUCAGGGACUUGCUCAGCUCCAUAGACCAGCAGGUGCUGGAACUGGAGCGGACCCAGCGGCUGCAGGAGAUCAGCUCCAGGCUGGAUCCCCGGGCAGAGGCCAAACUGGGCUGUGGGGGUUUCUUCAGAGGGGCUGAACUCUUACGCAGGCGUCUUAUACACGAGGGCAGUCUCUUCUGGAAAACGCCCAGCUCCAGACUCAAAGACAUGCAGGUCCUGCUGAUGACUGACAUCCUCGUCUUCCUUCAGGAGAAAGAUCAGAGAUACAUUUUUCCCUGUCUGGAUAAGCCAGCCGUAGUGCCUCUGCAGAAUCUUUUGGUGAGGGACAUAGCCAAUCAGGAGCGAGGAUUCUUCAUCAUCAACAGUGAGUCCAGCCCACCUGAGAUGUAUGAGCUCCAUGCUGCAUCUAAAGACGACAGGAACACCUGGAUGCGUGUCAUAUUAGAAACUGUCCGCAGUUGUCCAACAAGAGAAGAAUUCCCCCUGAUAGAGACUGAAGAUGAAGCCCUCCGGCGAAGACUCAAAGCGGACAUCCAGCAGAAGGACAGAGAGGUCCUGGAGUUGCUUCAGGAGAGGGUUAUCCUGUUCUCUGACCUGGCAGAGGUCACCGGAGGUCACUCUGUCAUACUGCCGGCCAGUUCUCGCAACCUGUUCCGCGCAGACACACCUCAAGCCCCCCGCGGCGAGCAGCUUCUCAACCAGGCCGUCGUCGAGGUGGACAGGCUGACUGAGUUGUUGCUUAGCUCUAGUUUUGAGGUUCCUCUGUCCUGCAGUUCCAAUGGUCACCAGACUCCCACGGCAGCGCUGAUGAUCAAUGGACAGGAGGUGUUGGUUAACGGUUCUCAGGACAGUCCAGCGACUCAGGAUGGUAACGGAAAUCAAACGGAUGCCAUGGAUCCGAGAGAGGAGGUGUCUCAGAGGCUGGUUAAUCUCAGUGUUCAUCUUCAUGCUCUUCAGGGGGCAGUGAUGAGACAGGACUCUAUCCUGGAGUUUUGUCUGCGUGAGGCCUCUGUUUCCCCAGCGGCCGCGGGGCGUCCGGUCCGCUCCCUGUCGCGUGACGGAGGUAGUGAGGGGGGCUCUCUGGGCGAGCUGGCUCUGCUCCAGAGACAGCACAGCCUCCUGCAGGAGGAGCUGGGACGUCUGCGCAGGACCGAGGGACGUCUGAGAGAAAGCGAAAAGGCUCGAGUCCAGCUGGAGAAACAGCUCAAGGAACUCAAGGCCAACAGCGCCACCCCUGUGGACAGUACUGGAAGCGCAGUCUCACAGGUUCCACCUCCUCGUAGAGAGAGUGAAACAGACCCCAACACCAACACUCCAUUGGCCAGCCAGGAAUCAAUGGACCAAUCGGAUGGUCUGCAGGACUGCAGUGAUGUGGAAGUGGACAUAAUCUCUGACGACGAUGGUGACAGUGAUGAUGACGAUGAUGGUGACGAUGGUGAUGAUGAAGGUCUUGAAAAUGUGAAGCUCUCAUCUCCUCCUGAAAGCCAGGACCUGCAGGAUAUACCAGAGGAGAGCGAAUCAGGAGCUGAUCCCAGGGAGAGGGAGGUGUCUCACUGCUGACAGCGUGGAGAGGCGAGACCGGAUUAUAACAGGACCCGUCCGACACUCCUCAGCGGAGAGCCUGUGUGGAUCUUCCUCCGCAACCACAUCCAUAUAAGGCUUAUUAAAACCGCAGUCCUUCUGAGUGAAGUGCGUUUUCCACACGGUGAUGUCGCUUUGUAAUUCAGCAUGUGGCAGUAUUAAUACACGUGAUCUUUCUCUUCUGGAAUCCAAACAUAAUGAACUGAUAAUAACAGAUAAUGCCAAAGGAGGACGAUAAACUGUGAGGAGGAGGAGGAGGAGGAGGAGGAGGAG
Molecule: messenger RNA, 3148 nt
Organism: Chanos chanos (milkfish)
Lineage: Eukaryota; Metazoa; Chordata; Actinopteri; Gonorynchiformes; Chanidae
Gene: arhgef2a
Product: Rho guanine nucleotide exchange factor (GEF) 2a
Exons: 22
Coding region: 17-2854 (945 amino acids)
Biological process (GO): positive regulation of neuron differentiation; regulation of Rho protein signal transduction; cell morphogenesis
Cellular component (GO): cytoskeleton; ruffle membrane
Molecular function (GO): guanyl-nucleotide exchange factor activity; microtubule binding
Source: RefSeq, a predicted model, not a curated record